This is a messenger RNA of Hordeum vulgare subsp. vulgare (domesticated barley), 2182 nucleotides long. Its product is annotated as plant-specific TFIIB-related protein PTF2. Gene Ontology annotation, cellular component: transcription preinitiation complex; nucleus; transcription factor TFIIIB complex. The transcript has a single exon. The record is from RefSeq and is a predicted model, not a curated record. Lineage: Eukaryota; Viridiplantae; Streptophyta; Magnoliopsida; Poales; Poaceae. Gene Ontology annotation, molecular function: RNA polymerase III type 3 promoter sequence-specific DNA binding; RNA polymerase III general transcription initiation factor activity. Bases 50 to 1777 code for a protein of 575 amino acids. Gene Ontology annotation, biological process: DNA-templated transcription initiation; transcription preinitiation complex assembly; transcription by RNA polymerase III.
CCCUAGGCAUCUCCCCGCACCGCCGCGCCGGCCGCCGACCGCCCGUGCGAUGGGUUCUCGGUGCUGGUCCUGCGGCGAGGGCUUGGUGUCGCCGGACCCGGGCUCGGGCGCGCUCGUCUGCACCUCCUGCGGCCUCCAACACGAGGCCGGCGCCUCGGAGUUCUACAAUCCGACAGCUUUCACCGAGGACGGCCAGCUCGAUUUCCGGGCCGCCUCCCUCGUCCGCCACCUCUCCCAGUCCCCCUACCGCGACCUCAAGCUUGCCGCUGCCUCCAACGCCAUCACCUCCAUGGCCGUCCAACUUGGCCUCUCGCCCACCCGCGCCGAGGAGAUCCUCACCAUGGCCAAAUCUGCCACCGCCGGGAACCUCGCCACCCCCGGCACCACCUUCCUCCCGGCCCUCGCCGCCGCCUGCUCCUACCUCGUCGCGCGAUCCCACCGCCUCCCGCUCUCCCUCGCCGAGGCCGCCGAGGCCGCGUCCUGCACCACGGCCGCUCUCGGUGACCUCGUAUCCCGCAUCGCCUCCCACCUCUCCCUCCCUCCCCUCCCUUCCUUCGACUACCAGGCCGCGCUUGAACGCGCCGUGCUCGGCUCUUACAAGCUCACCACUGCCGCGGGUGAUGAGAAGACGAGAGCGAUUCUCUCCCAAGCCCGAUUUCUCCUCCGCUGCUCCUCCAAGUGGUCGCUCACCACCGGGCGGCACCCGCUCCCACUUAUCGCCGGCCUGAUUGCCUUCGCCGCAGAGCUGAACGGGGUCGCUGAUGUCUCUGUGGAAGACAUUGCCCAGGAGAUGUCGGCGGUCGUGCACACCAGCCGUCUCCGAUACAAGGAGCUCGUUAAGGCGCUGGUGCAUGUGGCGCAGAAGUUGCUUCCGUGGGGUGCCGACGUCAAUGUGAAAAACCUGCUCCUGAACGCCCCAAUGCUGCUCGGGCUCAUGGAGAUGCGGUCGCAGUCCGACCCAUCGGAACUGUUUCUUGAGAGCUUCGCUCCGGACAUCGCUGGCAUUGUGCGGGUCUACUCGUCCGUUGAUGAGGACGAGUCCAAGUAUCUCCAGAUUGUUCCCCUGGAUGUUGAUGAUUUGGAUUUCGAGAAUUCUGGGAAAGAGGUCAAGGAAUCAGGGGAUUUGAAGAUCUCAGAGGAUUGCCUGUCAGAUACUUACCAGAAUGUCUUAAAGAGGCUCUCUAAGCUAAAGGAACUUGGGAAGGUAGGGAAAGCUGCUAGCCGAAGGAAGCAGCAGAGGAUAGGGCUGGAGCUGGAACCAUGGAUGGGUUUGCUGGAUGAUGAUCGGACCAAGCGCAUGCCGCUUGAGGAGGUAGCAGAUAUUGACAUUGGCUAUGAUGCACCUCCUCCGUCGUUUACUGUUGGAUUGGAGCAGCAGAAACGGAGGAGAGCACGAAUUGAAGCUGCCAAGUGUCGAAUCGAUGCAAUUAGGAAGGCUCCGGCUGCACGUACUGCAAAUAUAAUUGAUUCACCGGCUGUUCAUGGAAAGGAAGAUGCUUGUCCACCACAAAAAAAUAGUAGGAAGAAGCUGGUUCGAAAGAGACGAAAUGGCAGGGAUCAUCAUAUCAUGCAUGGAGAACAUCCAGCGGAGAUGUCAGACACUCCUGACUCUGGGAAGAAGAAACGGAAAACAGACCCAUGUGAUGGUAUUGACUGGGAAGAUUGCGUUAUCGAACUCCUUAUAUUACAUGGUGCAAAUGAGGCAGAGAUUGAACAAGGCCAUUACAGAAGACUGUUGGAGUUGCAUGUCUUCAGUGGAAUAAGUGGAGACAGAUAAAAACUUGGCGGUGCAGCGUCUUAAAUCUUGCUUCCCGAACAUAGGUUGCAUUAUUCUAUGGUGCACUCUCAUUUUCUGAUAGAGAAUUUUUGCGCUGUUUGUAAAUUUGUGGAGUUCAGUCAAGCUAAUCAUGGGAAGAACAUGUUGUGGUAGGGAAAUGCUGCAUGGUAUACUUCCUGUCUUACUCCUGUAAAAAAAUAUAGAAAAAUACUACAUAGGAAUGAUACGGUCCCCAGCGAUUUUUAUUACAUAGUUGACUGGGAUGUGUCAGUUUGUGUACAUUGCUAUACAGCUUAUGAAGACAUAGUUAGACAUGAAAUUGCUAUACAGCUUGUGAAUGACAUACUCUGUUAGACUUGAAAUUGCUAUACAGCUUGUGAAUGACAUACUCUGUUAGACUUGAAA